AACUAUGCAUUCAGCACAUACAGUAAGUCAGCACACACACACACACAUGGAUCACAGGAACGCCCGCUGAUGAGCAUGUCUAGGCGCGGGUGCCCCCCUGGGGAGCGUAUGCGGCAACCUUGUUUCGGGUCUCGUCGCCCAGUACGCCAACUGGCGCUGGGUCUUUGGCGUCUCGGCCAUCAUGGCGGGCCUCAUCGCGGCCGCUGGCUUCUUCGUCAUCCCGCCGCCUCCACCGACCGUGAUGCAGCUCCGCGCGGGACGGAAGGCGUCCCUGGCAUCAGUAGACUGGAUUGGCGGCGCGAUCAUCACCACUGGCCUCCUUCUGCUGCUCUUCGCCCUGACAGAGGGUAACGUCGUCGGCUGGUCCGCGCCGUACAUCCCCGUCCUCAUCGUCGUGUCCGUCCUCAUCAUAGUGGGCUUCUACUUCUGGCAGCGUCACCUGGAGAGCAAGGGACAGCGCCCACCCGUGGUCAAGGUGUCCAUGUUCAAGAACCGUCGCUUCACCGUCGUCUUGCUCAUCAUGGGCGUCUUCUUCGCCUCGUUCAACAACUAUGUCAUCUUCGCCACCUAUUUCUUCCAGCAGUACCAGGGUCUAUACCCGUUGCAGACGAUGCUGCGAUUCAUCCCGACGGGUGUAGGCGGCGCCGUCGUCGCGUUCAUCGUGGCCAAGCUGAUGGACAAGGUGCCGACGGUGUUUAUCAUGCUGACAGGCACCAUAUCCAUGUCGAUUGCGUGCCUGCUCUUCUCCGUGCCCAUCCCGCCAAGCACGUCCUACUUUGCCUGGGGUCUGCCAGCCAUGUUGUUGGCGGUCAUAGGUGCUGAUACGACCUGGCCGUCCUUGACACUGUUCACGUCCAGGGCGUUGCCGCCGGAGGAUCAAGCCAUCGGUGGCGCGUUGAUCAAUGCCGUCGGUCAGCUUGGUCGAGCGAUAGGACUGGCCAUUGCCACGGCCGUGCAGACGGCUGUCAUGGCGGACCAGAGAGGGACGAGCGUCGAGGAUGUCGGCGGGUUGAAGGAGGGGGAUGGCCCAACGCUCGUCGGCAUCAGAGCUGCAAAUUGGCUGAGCUUCGGACUGGGCAUCGUGAGCCUGAUUCUCGCCCCCUUUGCCUUUAGAAGCUUGGAGAUUGUUGGCAGGGCGGUGCAGAAGCGCAGGCCGGAGGCUGGCGGAGGGGAGGAAGGCAUUAUGAACGAAGAAAUCAUCGAGACAGCCCAAGGCCUUGCCGAGAGCAAGCCGGCGGCUGCCAAGUGAUUCAUGCUCCGAUGCAGCAAUCAGUUCAUAAUAUACGUAAUUAGUUCCAGGUGUUCCGAAUUAA
Molecule: messenger RNA, 1313 nt
Organism: Emericellopsis atlantica
Lineage: Eukaryota; Fungi; Ascomycota; Sordariomycetes; Hypocreales; Bionectriaceae
Product: major facilitator superfamily domain-containing protein
Exons: 1
Coding region: 182-1249 (355 amino acids)
Biological process (GO): transmembrane transport
Cellular component (GO): membrane
Molecular function (GO): transmembrane transporter activity
Source: RefSeq, a predicted model, not a curated record